Colletotrichum orchidophilum is the source of this 1212-nucleotide messenger RNA. Its product is annotated as peroxidase. The coding region runs from base 1 to 1212 and encodes 403 amino acids. NCBI's taxonomy places the organism in Eukaryota, Fungi, Ascomycota, Sordariomycetes, Glomerellales, Glomerellaceae. Gene Ontology annotation, biological process: hydrogen peroxide catabolic process; response to reactive oxygen species; cellular response to oxidative stress. Gene Ontology annotation, molecular function: peroxidase activity; heme binding. The record is from RefSeq and is a predicted model, not a curated record. The transcript is spliced from 2 exons.
AUGAAGACUGCGUCUCUUAUUAUUGCCGCCCUGGCCGGCGUCGCGAUCGCUCGCCCUGGCAUGGACAUCGACAAGAUGAUGGCCGAUGCCCAGCUCGAGGCUCGCCAAGCUGAUGGAGGCGGCCCUUCGACGGAGCUCAUUGGUGACCUUGCCACACUUCGGAGCCGCGAACUCACCGCGACUGGACAGGCUAUCAAAGACAUUUUGACUGCUGAGGCUCCCGGUCAAGACCUGAAGAGCUUCUACGAUGACUCGGAUCUUCCUCCCAAGAACUCGGCAGAGUGCAGACAAGAUGAGUGCUGCAUCUGGAAGCACAUUGCCGACGACUUGGCCUCGCAGAUGGUGGGCAACGCCGGUCGCUGCAACAGUGUCGCCCGCGGUGCCAUCCGCCUCGGCUUCCAUGACGCGGCGGCUUGGUCUAAGUCCACCGGCGGUACUGGCGCCGAUGGCUCCAUCAUCCUCGCCAACGAGUGCAAGACGCGCUCCGACAACAAGGGCCUCGAGGAAAUCUGCGAUACGAUGGCUGGCUGGUUUGCCAAAUACAAAAAGUACAAGAUUUCGAUGGCCGAUCUCAUCCAGACUGCUUCCAAUGUCGCCACGGUCUCCUGCCCCUUGGGACCCCGCGUCCGUACCUUUGUCGGCCGCAAGGACUCGUCGACGCCCGCUGUCAAGAGAUUAAUUCCGGAUCAGUCUGACAGCUCCGCCAAGCUCUUCAAGCUCUUUGCAGACAAGUCCUUCACGCCGGCGGGCCUCGUGGCUCUGUUGGGUGCGCACAGCACCAGCCAGCAGCGCUUCGUUGAUCCCUCGCGCGCCGAUUCACCCCAGGACAGUACGCCAGGAACCUGGGAUAACGCGUUCUACCAGCAGACGCUCAACCCCAAUGCUCCGCCCGCCGUCUUCAAGUUCCAGAGCGACAUCAAUGUAUCACAAGAUCCGCGCACCAAUGGCGUCUGGAAGGCAUUCGCAGCGGGGCCGCACGGACAACUCAUGUGGAAUGAGGCGUAUGCGAGCGAGUAUGUACGCAUGUCUCUCCUCGGCGUCAACAACAUCAACGACUUGACCGAGUGCACCAAGGCCCUCCCACCUUUCCGCCCGGCUUUCCAGCAGCCUGACGAGGAUCUACUGACCCAGGUCAUGGGAAGCGUCAUCAACUCCGACGCCAUCAAGCAAGCUCUCGAAAGGGGUGACAAGAUUCCCCCCAACGCCGUGUAG